UAUCCUCCAUCCUCUAGGCCAUGGAACUUCACUUCCAAAACCACCAAAAAGAAGGCGGCGUUCGAGGGGCGGCCGCCAACAAGAGAAGGAAGUUUGUAGGGGUGAGACAAAGGCCCUCUGGGAAAUGGGUGGCAGAGAUCAAGAACACAAGUCAGAAGAUCAGAAUGUGGCUGGGGACUUUUGACACAGCAGAAGAAGCUGCCAUGGCCUAUGAUGAAGCCGCCUGUCUUCUCCGAGGCUCGAAUACUCGAACCAAUUUCAUCAACCAUGCCCCUCCCAAUCCUGCUCUCUCACUCAAAAUCAGAAACCUUUUAAGCCAGAAGAGGAAAAACCUCAAAAAACCCCCCAUUAUUUCCCCUUCCAAAACCUCUCCCCCUAGUGAUAGUACUAAGAGCUCUGUUAGUGUUACUGCCCCGGAUUUUCCGGUUCUUGAGAAUGCAUAUAAGCCUGGUUUUAGCUUCUCUGAAGGGGGAUUAGGGCAUGAUCAUCACAUGGUUUUUUCACCUCAUAUUGAUCAUUCUCUUAUGGUGGAUUUUGAUAGGUUUCUUUUGGACCAAUCAGAUGGAUUUGAGCAGGUUCUUAAAGGGAAUAAUCAUGAUGCGCAAAUUUCAGAGUUUGAGCACAUGAAAGUGGAGAGGCAAAUCUCAGCAUCACUGUAUGCCAUGAAUGGAGUUAAUGAGUAUUGGGAGAAUGUGCAUGAAUAUGAUUUUAGUGAUCAUGCUUUCUUGGAUCUGCCCAUGAUAUGCCAAAUGUUCUGCUCAACUUAGAUUUUAGUAGUUGUAGUGGUAGUGAAGUAGGGAGGGAUAUUGAGUUGAUCCAAAAUCAAGAAUUUUUAGCCAUUAGAUUUGAAGCUCUCUGUGAAGUCUACUUGGAGCAUCAUGGAGGUGUGAUCUUGAAAAUGAAUUGAAUUGAAGUUUCUUCUCUUUGACAAAUUUGCAUCAAUUUCAGUUCUUUGAGUUUUCUAAUUAUGUUGGAAUACGACUUUUGAUGUCAA
Ipomoea triloba (trilobed morning glory) is the source of this 994-nucleotide messenger RNA. Its product is annotated as ethylene-responsive transcription factor ERN1-like. Gene Ontology annotation, molecular function: DNA-binding transcription factor activity; DNA binding. Gene Ontology annotation, biological process: regulation of DNA-templated transcription. The transcript has a single exon. Bases 21 to 767 code for a protein of 248 amino acids. The record is from RefSeq and is a predicted model, not a curated record. Lineage: Eukaryota; Viridiplantae; Streptophyta; Magnoliopsida; Solanales; Convolvulaceae.